CGCGGCAGCGGCGGGCUCCCGGGCGGCCCAGCGCAGCGGACGAGGCGAGCCGGCAUGUCGGGGACCCGCGCCUCCAACGACCGGCCCCCCGGCGCGGGCGGCGUCAAGCGGGGGCGGCUGCAGCACGAGGCGGCGACCACCGGCUCCCGGGUGACCGUGGUGCUGGGCGCGCAGUGGGGGGACGAGGGCAAAGGCAAGGUGGUGGACCUGCUGGCCACGGACGCCGACAUCAUCAGCCGCUGCCAGGGGGGCAACAAUGCUGGCCACACCGUGGUGGUGGACGGCAAGGAAUACGACUUCCACCUUCUGCCCAGCGGCAUCAUCAACACCAAGGCCGUGUCCUUCAUCGGCAACGGAGUGGUUGUCCACUUACCGGGCUUGUUUGAAGAAGCGGAAAAGAAUGAGAAGAAAGGCCUGAAGGACUGGGAGAAGAGGCUCAUCAUCUCCGACCGGGCCCACCUCGUGUUCGAUUUUCACCAGGCAGUAGAUGGGCUCCAGGAGGUGCAGCGGCAGGCGCAGGAGGGCAAGAACAUCGGCACCACCAGGAAGGGGAUCGGACCAGCCUACUCGUCCAAGGCAGCCCGCGCGGGCCUCCGCGUCUGCGACCUCCUGUCGGACUUUGACGAGUUUUCCGCCCGGUUCAGGAACCUGGCCCGCCAGCACCAGUCCAUGUUCCCCACGUUGGAGACAGACGUCGAAGGUCAACUCAAGAAGCUCAAGGGCUUUGCCGAGCGGAUCCGGCCCAUGGUCCGGGACGGCGUCUACUUCAUGUACGAGGCGCUGCACGGCCCCCCCAAGAAGAUCCUCGUGGAGGGCGCCAACGCAGCUCUCCUCGACAUUGACUUCGGGACCUACCCGUUUGUGACGUCCUCCAACUGCACGGUGGGCGGCGUGUGCACCGGCCUGGGCAUCCCGCCCCAGAACAUCGGCGAGGUCUAUGGCGUGGUGAAGGCCUACACCACCCGCGUGGGCGUCGGCGCCUUCCCCACCGAGCAGAUCAACGAAAUCGGAGACCUGCUGCAGAGCCGCGGCCACGAGUGGGGCGUGACCACGGGCAGGAAGAGGCGCUGCGGCUGGUUAGACCUCAUGAUCCUGAGAUACGCCCACAUGAUCAAUGGAUUCACCGCGCUGGCCUUGACGAAGCUGGACAUCCUGGACACCCUGGAUGAGGUUAAAGUCGGCGUCUCGUACAAGCUGAGCGGGAAGCGGAUCCCCUACUUCCCAGCCAACCAGGAGAUUCUGCAGAAGGUGGAGGUGGAGUACGAAACGCUCCCGGGCUGGAAAACGGACACCACGGGCGCCAGGAAGUGGGAGGACCUCCCCCCGCAGGCCCAGAGCUACAUCCGGUUCGUGGAGAACCACGUGGGAGUGGCAGUGAAAUGGGUUGGCGUCGGCAAAUCCAGAGAUUCGAUGAUCCAGCUGUUUUAGACAGAGACGGAGCUGAGCCCAGCAGGCCACAGCGGGUCCCUGUGCACACAAACAGCCACAAUCGUGUUCCCUCCUCGGCCGUAAACAAAGAGAAAUGAAAACUAUUUUCUGUAUUUUUAUAUUUCUCUUUAAGCCUUCAGCUUAACGCACUGAUUUCUACAGUGACUUUAAAGCCAGCAUUGUGUCCAUUUCAAAAAACCCUGCUGAGUCAAAGGAGCCGCGGGGCUCAAAACAGAGACUUCCUGGCACGUGAAUCGUCACGCGGUUGUCUGUCCAGUUGGAGCUGUUUGAUAAUAAACGAAUCCAACAGCCGCUGAA
Molecule: messenger RNA, 1746 nt
Organism: Sus scrofa (pig)
Lineage: Eukaryota; Metazoa; Chordata; Mammalia; Artiodactyla; Suidae
Gene: ADSS1
Product: adenylosuccinate synthase 1
Biological process (GO): 'de novo' AMP biosynthetic process; IMP metabolic process
Cellular component (GO): cytoplasm
Molecular function (GO): GTP binding; adenylosuccinate synthase activity
Source: RefSeq, marked provisional